AUGGGAUCAUCACUUUUUUGGUAUGAAAACUGGACAGGUCUUGGGGCACUAUAUUUUUUAGUUCCUCAGGACUUUGGCAUUGAUGAAAAUGUACAUAAUGUACAUGAUGUUACCUUAGAUGGUGAGUGGGAUGUGGACAGGCUAUUUGAAAUACUUCCUGAAGACUUAGCAGUUCACAUUCUGGAGAAAAUCAAACCACCUUCAACUAUGCAGGUCCUUGACAGGCCUUGUUGGAUGCUGGAAACAAGAGGAUAUUUCAGUGUUAAGUCAGCAUGGGAGUAUACGAGAAGAAGAGACGAACCAAGAACAGCUUAUAGAAUGAUUUGGCCUGACGAGGAAUCUCUUCAGCAUUUGUUUUUUAGAUCAAAAACUGCAAAGACAACUUGGAAGUAUUUUCUAUCGAGGGUAGGAAUAGUUGUGGAGGGACUUACAUUGCACCAAGCAAUCACAAAAUGUUGGACUGCAAAUGUGUGCUUAAGGCUAAAAGCGUUAAUGCAAGCACUCCCCUCAUCCGUAGUUUGGGAACUUUGGAAAAGAAGAAAUAGUAUGAAGUAUGGUGAUGCUGUGACAACUAGCAGGGUGAUUUAUCAGGUUUUAUCAAAUCUUCAGGCAUUGGUGAAAGUGAGAAAGCCGGGGAUGGACAUGGUACCUCACAAAUGGCAAGAUCUAUUAGCUAUGAUGGAAAAUUUCACUCCUAAACUUAAAGUUACAAAAGUCAUGUGGGAAUUUCCAAGUGCAGGAUGGCUAAAAGUUAAUACUGAUGGUGUAUCGAGGGGAAAUCCAGGGAGGAGCUCAAUAGGUUUUUGUAUAAGAAAUGAAAAUGGUGACAUAGUCAAGUCAGUAGGGAAAGAGAUUGAAGAGACAACAAACACAGUAGCUGAAGCGAAGGCCAUGGUAGAAGCACUAAGGUUCUGCAGAUUUCAACAAUACUCUCAUGUAGACAAAAUGAUGCAACUAAUGAAUGGGGGCAAUUACACAGUGACUCAUAUUCAUAGAGAGGGCAACAAGCUGGCAGAUCAUUUGGCUAAUUAUGCUUUAGAUCAUGGAGAAAUAGAAUGCCAACAAUUCUGGCAUCUAGAUGCACAGGGAAGGAGGUUGGUUAAUGAAGAUAAGCUGCAAUGUCCAAAUCUAAGGGUGAAGGGAUAUGGGAAUAUAAAAAUGAUUGAUCCUAAUUUCGAGCACGACAAGAAGCAAAUGGCAUUGGAAACACAACUAGCAUGUGCAACAAAUAUGUUUUCGAGAAAACCAGGCAACAAAGGCCAAUGCUUUAUAUUAUCGCAUGCUUCAAUCCAAUUCGGAUUAAAUAAUCUCUUAAUAUGCAUACAAGAUUUAAUGUGGAAGGACUGGCAGACAACACAUGCUGGUGAGCAAAGGAAUCAAAAGGAAUCAAAUGGAAAAGUGGAAUGCACAUGGAAAGUUAUCUAG
Nicotiana tabacum (common tobacco) is the source of this 1425-nucleotide messenger RNA. Lineage: Eukaryota; Viridiplantae; Streptophyta; Magnoliopsida; Solanales; Solanaceae. The record is from RefSeq and is a predicted model, not a curated record.